CACAAACAACACAACCAUGAUCGAGUCCAAGCUUACCCCCCCAAAUCCCCUGGGCAUCGCCACCCUCAGCCUCGGCAGCGCAGCCCACCACACCCUCGAAGCGCGCCUCCACGCCGCCGCCGCAGCAGGAUACACACACAUCGACCUGUUCGACGACGACUGGGCCCACUACCUGAGCGCGCACCACUCGCGGGCCCUCCCCCGACCGCAGACCCCUUGGACAUCCACCCCGGAGACCCUCCGCAUCGCGGCGCAGCUCGGCUCGCUCGCCGCCUCCCUCUCCCUCAAGAUCGCCUGCACGCAGCCCUGCCGCGAGGUCGAGGGGAUCCUGGACCCCACCGCGCGGCGCGCCGCCCUGGACUCCGUCGCCGCCCGGUUCCCCUUCAUGCGGGCCUUCGGCACGGAUCUCGUGUUCCUGUGCGCCAACAUCCGCACCGACGAGGGGGUCACCUCCGAUUUGGAGGUCGUGGCGAAGGACCUCGCCGAGCUGGGCGAUAUGGCGCGCGCGUACGCGGAGGCCGACGGCGGGCCGAUGCUCAGGAUCGGGUACGAGGGGCUCAGCUGGGCGCGGAGGAAUACCUGGGCUAGUUCGUGGGAGGCGGUGCAGGCGGCGGACCGGGCGAAUGUGGGGUUGGUCGUGGACGCAUUUAAUGUUCUAGCCGUGGAGUGGGCGGAUCCGUAUGCUGCUGAUGGGUCGGGGAGAGUACAUGGGGAUUUGGAGGUGGCGAGGCGGGGGUUGAGGGUGUCGAUGCGGAGCUUGGUGAGGCGUGUGCCUGCGGAGAAAAUCUUCUUCUUUCAGGUGGGCGACGCGGUGAGGGUGGGGCUGGAGGAGGUUAGGGCUUGGGAUGUGCAGGGUGAGACGCCCAGGCUUUUGCCUUGGUCCAGGGGGUAUCGUUUGUUUCCCGGGGAGAAGGAGAGGGGCGCUUAUUUGCCGGUGGAGGUGGUGGCUGCUGCUGUGUUGGAGACGGGGUAUGAGGGCCCCGUGUCGUUGGAGGUGUUUAAUCACUCGUUGAGUGAGAAGGAUGCCUCGGUGCCGAGGGUGCAUGCCGAGCGGGGGAUGAAGGGGCUGAGGUGGUUGUUGGAGGAGGUGGCCAAUGUGCCGGCUUUGGGGGAUGCGACUCAAUAGUGGGGAUGAGAGAUUGUUAUGCUAUACUGUAUGAG
Aspergillus brunneoviolaceus CBS 621.78 is the source of this 1161-nucleotide messenger RNA. RefSeq names its product sugar phosphate isomerase/epimerase family protein. The record is from RefSeq and is a predicted model, not a curated record. Lineage: Eukaryota; Fungi; Ascomycota; Eurotiomycetes; Eurotiales; Aspergillaceae. Bases 17 to 1126 code for a protein of 369 amino acids. The transcript has a single exon.